Molecule: messenger RNA, 1195 nt
Organism: Uloborus diversus
Lineage: Eukaryota; Metazoa; Arthropoda; Arachnida; Araneae; Uloboridae
Product: CAAX prenyl protease 1 homolog
Biological process (GO): CAAX-box protein processing
Cellular component (GO): endoplasmic reticulum membrane
Molecular function (GO): metalloendopeptidase activity
Source: RefSeq, a predicted model, not a curated record
GCAGUUUUGAUACUUGGAGGAAUUCCUUGGAUGUGGUUUACAAGUGGGAAAAUUUCUGGAUACUUUGGUUAUGGAAGAGAACAUGAGAUUACCCAAACAGUGGUUUUCUCACUUCUUGGAUCUAUAAUUAACAUAAUCCUGGAAAUACCUUGGAGCCUAUAUUUAACUUUUGUCAUUGAAGAAAGGCAUGGUUUCAAUAAGCAGACUGUAGGCUUUUUCUUCAAAGAUAAAGUCAAGAAGUUCAUUGUGAUGCAAGCUAUAUUGUUGCCUGUGAUUGCAUGUAUUGUGCAUAUUGUCAAGAUCGGAGGGGAUUACUUCUUUGUGAUUCUUUGGCUAUUCUGUGUUAUAAUUUCUCUGAUUAUCAUGACUGUUUAUGCUGAUUAUAUUGCUCCUAUGUUUGAUAAAUUCACUCCGUUGCCCGAGGGUGAGCUAAGAAGUAGAAUUGAGAAAUUGGCUGCAAGUAUCAAUUUUCCUUUGAAGAAAUUAUAUGUUGUUGAAGGAUCUAAACGGUCUGCACACAGCAAUGCUUAUUUCUAUGGGUUUUAUAAAAAUAAAAGAAUUGUUUUAUUUGACACCUUAUUGAAAGAUUAUACACCUUUGAAUAAAACUGAGGGUUCUGAAGAAGAAAAAGAAAAGAGUGUUGAAGAGAAAAAGAAAGAUGAGGCCACGCCAAAGACUGGAUGCAGUAAUGAUGAAGUUUUAGCAGUACUUGCCCAUGAACUUGGCCAUUGGAAACUGAAUCAUGUGAUGAAAAAUCUUGUCAUAUCUCAGGUUAACUUGUUUCUCUGCUUUGCUGUGUUUGCUUUGCUGUACAAGAAUGACACACUCUUUGCUGCAUUUGGCUUUUAUGACCAACAACCAGUUAUUGUUGGUCUUGUAGUGAUACUACAGUUUGUGUUUGCCCCAUAUAAUGAAAUCCUGUCUUUCUUGAUGACCGUUCUGUCAAGGCGAUUUGAAUUCCAAGCUGACACUUUUGCGAAGCUUCUAAACAAAGCAGCAGACUUGCGCAGCGCACUGAUCAAGCUGAAUCGGGACAACUUGGGUUUCCCUGUUCAUGACUGGCUGUACUCUGCAUGGCAUCAUUCCCACCCACCUCUGCUUCAAAGAAUCAGAGCGUUGGGGGAAAAUUGACUAACUUAAUAACUUGUUUGUCUGUAUCUGUGUUUUGUUCAAUAAAGUGUCUGUGAACUUUUAA